CGAACCAAUGGCGCUCUCCCUCGCGCGCAGCCCCCACCGCCACCCCGCCGCCGCGCUCCCGGCCCCGCGCAUUUGCCGGCUUGCCUCCCUCCUCCGCUCCUCCUCACCUCGCCGCCGCCCUUGCCCGCUCAUCGGGCCCAGCCUCCGCCUCCGUCUCACGGCCGCGGCAUUUGCGGCCUCCUCGCCUCCCGAGGCGCAGGCGGCGGCCGCGGAUGAGGAGGAGGAGGAGGCGGAGGAGGGAGAGAAGCGGCGGAAGCUGUACGUGGCCAACAUCCCCUGGUCCUUACCGGCGCCGGAGAUCGAGAAGCUGUUCGCGCAGUGCGGCGCCGUCAAGGAUGUUGAGGUGAUCAAGGGGAAGGAUGGGAAGAAGAAGGGGUUCGCGUUCGUUACGAUGUCCACCACGGAGGAGGCCGCCGCCGCUGUGGAGAAGCUCAACUCCCUAGAUGUCAUGGGGAGGACUAUCAGGGUGGAAUUUUCAAAGAGCUUUAGAAAACCUGCUCCGCCUCCUCCUCCAGGCACAAUUGUGGAGAGGCACAAACUUUAUGUUUCCAAUCUCCCAUGGAAAGCAAGGGCUCCCAAUAUGAAGGAGUUUUUCACAAAAUUUAACCCGCUUUCUGCUAAGGUAGUCUUUGAUAGCCCAUCAGGAAAAUCAGCUGGUUAUGGUUUUGUUUCUUUUGGGACAAAAGAGGAAGCUGAAGCCGCUCUCAGUGAACUCGAUGGAAAGGAGCUUAUGGGAAGACCUGUUCGUUUAAGAUGGCGACAAAACACAGAUGAUACGGUUGACAGUGUAAAGGCUGAUCGUGAAAUUGAAGAUGUAAAUAUUGAUGGAGAGGCUGAAGGUGCCCUUGAUAAUGGUAGUGUGGAUGAUGGUGAAGAUAAACAGUAAUAGUUUCACAAUACUGUGUAUGGACUCAGGGGAAAUAUACCAGCGGCCUCAAUAAUAAGUACAGGUGUGGAGCCUCCUUGUACAGCUACGAGUUUUUUACACUUCCUGAUUUUAAAGAGAGGAGUUAUUGAAAUCAAAUACAACAAUAUCUGGUUGUGGUUGAUGCUGAUAAGGAAACGAGGAACAAAAAGAUGUCACCUCUGACCUAAGGUGAAACAUUGUCAUUGAAUAGCUUAAUACUUCAAUUUUCAUUUUGAGUAAUGUAUUUACUGUAAUGAUCUGUAAUUGUUUGUACUAUAUUGUGACCAUCAACUUUCUCCUGCUGAGACAAUUGUUGUCUCAGCAACUUUAGUCAUCCCCUAUAGUAUUCCUUAAUUUGCCAGCCAACUUUAGGCAACGAGGUAUCAUUAAAGUACAACUUACUCUUUUCUGGUGGACAUCACCUGUGGAAAUGAUUAAAGGAAAUCAGCAUGCCAUUUACUAACCCCUUAGAGUUUUAU
Messenger RNA from Oryza brachyantha (malo sina), 1386 nucleotides. Its product is annotated as 31 kDa ribonucleoprotein, chloroplastic-like. NCBI's taxonomy places the organism in Eukaryota, Viridiplantae, Streptophyta, Magnoliopsida, Poales, Poaceae. The record is from RefSeq and is a predicted model, not a curated record. Gene Ontology annotation, cellular component: cytosol. Bases 8 to 886 code for a protein of 292 amino acids. Gene Ontology annotation, molecular function: mRNA binding. The transcript has 5 exons.